Messenger RNA from Pseudozyma hubeiensis SY62, 978 nucleotides. RefSeq lists its product as hypothetical. The transcript has a single exon. The record is from RefSeq and is a predicted model, not a curated record. NCBI's taxonomy places the organism in Eukaryota, Fungi, Basidiomycota, Ustilaginomycetes, Ustilaginales, Ustilaginaceae. The coding region runs from base 1 to 978 and encodes 325 amino acids.
AUGUCAUCGCCAGUCGAUUCCACUUUCUCGUCGUCUACCGACUCGCGACUGUCGUCCUCCAGCUUUCACGUCUCUGGUGCAGCAGGUACAUCGACUCGCAACCGCCUUAAUGCUAGCCUUGGCAAAAGGCACUUUGUGCUCGAAUCAUUGCUGAAUGACCCCUCUUCUAGCUCGAGCAUCAGCAGCAGCAGCAAAGCCUUCUUCGACGCUGUCCCACGCAAUGCCGAGUUUGAUUCGCUCAAGCCCAUCCUCGCGCGACUACCGGUCGAGCUAGAUGAUCAAGAAUCGCUGAACGAUGACGAAGCUGACGUUGAAAGCCUCGACUACGUUCUUAGCAAAAGCGGCCGUGUCAUGUAUACGCGUUCACGCCUUCCCUUUCUCGAUCAGCAGAGCAUCGAUCUCUGGAAAGCCCUGCAUCACUUCCAGCCGCUUACCGCAGACUACGCAUCCGGCUACCUCGACACGGCACCACCGCAUCCUCUCCUACCCACGUCAGACGUCUCCGCAUGUCCUGCCUUCACCUCGACGUCGGCACGAGCCUUGGCUCAACUCCGGACUUCUUUCAAUUGGUCCACCCUUCCGAUUCCGUCAUCUCCUGCCAGCACGACACGCAAAUGGUACGGCGUGCUGUUCCUGUCGGUGCGAAAAGCAGGUUCUGAAUCGCUCUCCUUCUACGAAGCUGACCGCCUUUCACACGAAGAAGCUACGCGCUCCGGUGGACUGAUCAUGUACUGGUACGGCUCGCCACAUCCGACGACGGGUGCCAACCUUGCCACCUGCAUCUGGGCAUCCAGAACCGCUGCUGUGGCAGCCUCCAAGCUUCCACUCCACCACAAAGCCGCGCGGUACGCUGCUCCGAGCUACCAACGCUACGACCUUGUCAGGUACAAAGUUGUGAAGCAUGCCAAUGAUGCUAGGCUGCGCAUCGAAGCGUGGACGUCGCAAGACGAUCGAGAAGAGCAGCAGGAUCUUCAGUAG